Messenger RNA from Helobdella robusta, 357 nucleotides. RefSeq lists its product as hypothetical. The coding region runs from base 1 to 357 and encodes 118 amino acids. The record is from RefSeq and is a predicted model, not a curated record. Lineage: Eukaryota; Metazoa; Annelida; Clitellata; Rhynchobdellida; Glossiphoniidae. The transcript has a single exon.
AUGGAAAUUCUUUGGCAAUGUACUCCUGACAAUGAUGACAAAAAUGCGGAUGACGAUGACGACGAUGAGGAAGAUGAGGAAGAGAAAGAAGAAGAAGAUGAUGAGGAAGAAAAAGAAGAUGAGGAAGAUGAGGAAGAAAAAGAAGAUGAGGAAGAUGAGGAAGAGAAAAAAGAUGAGGAAGAGAAAAAAGAUGAGGAAGAUGAGGAAGAGAAAGAAGAUGAGGAAGAUGAGGAAGAGAAAGAAGAUGAGGAAGAUGAGGAAGAGAAAGAAGAUGAGGAAGAUGAGAAAAAGAAAGAAGAUGAGGAUGAUGACAACCGGAAACCUGAUUUUUCCUGUAAUCGAACUGAGAAAAGUUGA